This is a messenger RNA of Adineta steineri, 4025 nucleotides long. Lineage: Eukaryota; Metazoa; Rotifera; Eurotatoria; Adinetida; Adinetidae. The record is from the annotation of a GenBank genome assembly.
AUGAAUACACCAUAUAGUCUUGAAUAUUGUCAUACAAAUUUAUUUGCCUUGCAAAGUUUAAAUGAUAUGAAAUGGAAAUGUUUUCGUCGAGCAGUAGAUAACCAAUCCGGUCGUCUAGACAAUUAUAAAGAUCCAGUUUUAAUUGAAUAUUGGAAUGCUUUACAAAAAGAUACUUUAUGUGCAUGGAGACGAGUACUGACAGAUGAUGGACAAAAAACAGAAAGAGAACUUUGGUUAUUCGGUAUUAACGAAGAUCUUCCUACGAAAUUAGAUAAUUUAAAACCGAUUACUCAUGCACAUGGAGUAUGGAACGACGAUCCAAUGUCGUAUGAUUGUAGAUCAAUGUUAUUUAAAGCAUUGCAUAAUAUGAUUGAAAAAUAUUUAUUAUCAAAAGGUUUUGCUCGAUUGAAUAAAUGGUUUGUUUUACCAGUUAAUGAUCAUUCCGAUGUGAAAGUACCAAAUUAUUCUUUUAAUUUUAAUUUUUUUCUUCAUGGUGAUAAUAAAGUAUGUGCAAGUGUUGAUGUUCAACGUCAUAAACAUAUAUUUAAUUUAACCAGUAAAGACCUUGAACGAACUUCACCAUCAAACAUUAUUUUGGCACCGUAUGGUAUCAAUGGAACGCUUAUUGGUCAUGUCAGUAGAGAAAUAGAUAUGAAUGCUUUGAGAGAAAAUUGGGAAAAAAAUUAUCCGGUUCGUCAUUUGGAUGGUCUGCCUCUUUUUGUUGAAGUUACAACAGGUAAUGCGCGAAUGUUCUAUCCAACUUGUUAUGUAUAUAAAAUUGGUGCAAGUGAUGAAUCAACUCCAACUAAUGAAAAUACUACAUCGAUAAAUAAAAAAUCGGAUGUAUCAACAAAAAAAACAAAAUCCCGAAUAAUAACAGCAGCAGCAACAACUGCUAAUACAACAACAAUAACUAAUACAUCUUUAGAUUCUAUAUCAAAUACAAAUAAAAUUGAAAGUUCGUUGUUAAAAAAAUUUGCAAAUAAUUUAUUAAUAAGUGCUCAACGAAAUAAUUCAAUUGAUCAUGAAAAAACUCAAGUUAAUAUAUGUUCAGCAAUUAAUGAUCCAACAAAUUAUCGACCAUGUCGGUGUACUCAAUGUUUACCAAUCAAUACUCGUUCAUCUCCAUUCAUUCCAUUUCAUCGCCGUCCUCGUACAAGUCCACCUAUUAGUUCUGACCUAAAUAAUCGAAAUAAAAAUGAAUCAACUAAACUUCAAAAUACUACAGAAUCUAAUGAAAAUUCUGAUAUUAUUAUUGAAUCAACAUCAUCUCCAGUAGUAACAAUCAAUACACAAUCAACAACUAAUGAGAAACCAAUUGAUUGGAUUGCAACUACACCGAAUAGUAUCGGUAUUUCAGGUCCGCCAUCUGUUCUUGCACCAAUUACAAAUCUAAGUUCAACAUCAGCAAGUUCUCCUGCACCUAAUUUAACAUCAUUACGCGGUAUUAAACGUUCAGCUACAGAAGCAUUUGAUGAUACAACUAUCGAUGAUGAUGAUCGAGAACAACAUAAACAAACAUAUGAUUUUUAUCGAACUGAUUCAUUUUUACAAUUACCAUUAAAACGUUUUCGAAAUGAUGGACAAUCAACUUUAAAUACUCUUGAAUCAGUAACAGUAAUAACAUCAACUCCUGAACAUGUUUAUCAACAUGGUCAACCUACGCCUCCUAGUCCAAAUAGCUUUAUUUUUAAGGCUACAAAUGAUUACGAUGAAAAUGAAGAAUCAACAUCACGAAUAAAUUAUUCAUCUACAACAUCGAAUAGAAUUUCUAUAAACCCAUCAUCAUUUUAUACAACAGAUGGACCAUCAAUGGCUGAUCUUGAUACUAUACUCGAUUCACAAGAUACAACAGAUAAUAAAAAUACAAAUACAAUUACUAUUUCUGAUAAUAAUAAUAAUGUUAAAUCACCUAGUCGAAAAGAAAAUAUACUUCCGCCACCAGUACCACCUGUUCCAACUAUAUUGAUAAAUAAUGGAAGUAUAUUUCCAUUUAAUAAAUCAUUUAACGGAGUUCUUCACGAAAUGGAAUUAAUCUAUAAUACACCACCAGGUUCAUCAUCAUCUGAAAAACUUCAAACAUUACAUUCACCAUAUGGAAUUAUGGCUGAUACUGCUAGUCAUGUAGCCAAUACAUUUGAUACACUUAAUCAAUUUGGUCAAGAAUCAAUACUUGUACCAUUUGAAUCAAAUACUAUUGCUGAACAAUCAGUUUACUAUCCAUUGAAUAAAGUUAGUCUAGAAAAAUCUAUAGAACGUUAUGAACCUUCAAAAUCUUUAUCGAUAAAAACAUCGAUACGUAAUAAAGAAUUUCGACAUUGGAAACAAACAAUUCUUCUUAAUGAUAUUUCUUCAAGUCCAUUUAAUAAUCAACAAAUGCAUCGACAACAAACAACACCACGUUCAAUGCCAACACCAACACAUUAUUCACCAAUGCGUUCAAAUGAUUUACAAUCAUCACCAUAUCCUCCAAAUCGUUCUAUUGGUAGUGUUCAAACAAUAAAUAGUCCAACAGGAAAUCUUUCAUUAUCAACAGCAAUACCGGAAAUUGAUUCUUUAAUAUUUAAUGUUUUACUUAAUGAUAGUAUUUUAAAUUUUUAUCGUGAUAUUAAUUUUGAUUCAUGUGUUCUAUGUGCAUGUAAAUCAAAUGAUUUAUCUAUACAUGGUAUUGAUUCAAUGAUAUAUUUAGAAAAAUCUCGUGAACAAAAUAAAGCAAUACAUUCACAAAGUUAUUCUCAUCAACCAUCACCAUAUCAACCUCAUUCAACAUUAUAUCCUCAACAACAACAACAAACAAAUUCAUCUAUGAAUAAUUCAUGUUCAUGUGGUUUUUCUGCUGUUAUUAAUUUACGUUUAAGUUAUUUAUCGGGUUUAUUCUAUGAAGAUGAAAGUGAAAUAACAGGAAUUAAAGCUGAUGUUAAAUAUCGUUUAACAAAUGAUCAUUUAUCAGUUAAUUUACUAGAAUUAAUUGAACGAAAAGAAUGUUUAUCAUCUCCAUUUGAUUGUUUUAAUAAUCAAAAUAUUAUACAAAAAACUAAUACUCAAGAUAUUCUACAAUUAUUAAAACAACCAUUUUAUCAACAUGAAAAUUGGGCGUGUGGUUCAGCUAUUGAUCAAGCACGAAAUAAUAGUAAUGGUGUUAUAGCUGACGAUAUUGAUAAACAUCAUUGGUUACAUCAGUGGUCAUAUUCAACAAUACCACUUGAUUCUGAUCAACAAUUAAUUACAAUGUUACGUUCAUUACAACCAUUACUUGUUGAAGCAUUGAAAAAACGUAAUGUUAAUGGUUUAUGGAGUACAAUUGAUGGUCCAUUAACAUGGAAAUCUUUUCAUCAAUUAUUAUAUGUACAAAAUCAUCAUGCACAUCUUGAAGAACAAAUAAGUGGACCACAACCAAUACCAUAUAUACUUGCUGGUCUUGAUCGGGAAUGGAUUAUGUUAGCACCUUAUAGUGUUAAAUUUUGGGAUAAAUUAUGUCUUGAACCAUAUUCAAAACGAAAAGAUAUUGGUUAUAUAUGUGUUAUACCAGAUAAUGAUUAUAUAUGUUCAAUGACAAAAACAUAUUUUCGUGAAUUAUCAACACAUUAUGAAUUAUGUCGAUUAGGCAUACAUCGGCCUUUAUCAAAAGUAUUUUCUGAUCAAGGAAUUUUACGUAUAUUAUCACAAAAUAACGAUUCAUUGCAACCUCCAAAUAUUGAUCAAUGGUUUACAGAUCAUGAAACUACGCAUCCACUUGGCAGUCGAUUAAAACUUUAUGCUCAAAUACUUAAAGAAAAACUUUCUAAUAUUCUCUCUACACAAUUCUUCGAAAGCAUAUUAUUAGAAGAUAUUACAUCUCGUCGUGAUGCAUUUCGUAGCCCCAAUGAUUUAUCUUCAUCUUCAUUUGAUUUCCAUUCAACGGGAAAUGAUGUAACAAAUAAUGGCCAUUCAUUUUCACCAUCAUCGUCGACAUCAACUAAUCUUACUGCAAAUAAUAUUUAUACAACUGGAUCCGCAGCUACUGACGUUCUAAAUGCAUCCACAAC